GGAAGGCGAGGGAAGAGAUGGAGAUGGAGGAGAUGGAAAGGCUGAGGGAGGAGGCGAGAGAGAUGGAAAGGCAGAAGGAGGUGGUGGCAGGGGAGGAAGGGCCGGGGAAGGAGCCAGAGCCAGAGGAUGCGACUAUGUUUGGCUGCCCUAACCUCACUCAACAUAUCUCUUCAAUGUACCAAGUCGACAAAGGAGGAUACUCGAUUGUGUACAAAGGUAUAUGGACUCCUGAUUCACUGGGCACCCAGGAAGUUGCCGUGAAAGUGCUCUUGUCCUAUGCAAAGGACUUAAACCCCGAGGCAAAACGUUGGAAGCGCCUGACGCGAGAAAUACGAAUAUGGUCACGUCUGAGCCAUGUCAAUCUAGUUUCACUGCUUGGCUACGUGAAUGAUGACUAUGGCCUUGGCUUUGUCUCUCUGUGGUAUCCAGAAGGCAAUGUAAUUAAUUUUAUCAAGAAUCGUCCUAGUGCCAACAGAGACGUGAUCUGUGCAGACGUAGCUUCAGGAUUGGAAUAUCUUCAUUCACGGAACCCACCGAUUGUACAUGGUGAUAUCAAGGGACAAAAUAUCCUAAUCACUUCAGAUGGACGUGCUUCGAUCUGCGACUUCGGCCUGUCAAGGAUUUUGGAUGAUAAGCCCACUGGAUUUACAUCCACAGUGGUCGGAAUGAGCCUUCGCUUUUCAGCUCCCGAAUUACUGGACAGUGACGAGAAGACAGUGGAAGCCGACGUUUACGCAUAUGGGUGCGCUUGCAUUGAGAUCUUACUAGAGAAAACACCGUAUGAAGAUAUCCGUGGCGACGGGGCUGUUGUAAUGGCGAUUGCAAGUGGCACUCUGCCUAUCUCUUCCCAACAACUUAAAGAGUGUAACUCGCUCCUUCCACUCCGUAUGUUAAGUAAAUGCUGGAGGAAGGAGCCGUCCAGACGACCACAAGCUGGAGAGUUAGCCGAAGCAUUUCGAGGCGCUCUCGUGAGCCAUGCAAAGCCAAAUCAAACUCCUACACAUCUCGACGAUCGGUUGCGGCCGUGAAGCCCGUGAUCUUCCUCUCAUAUCAUUAUCACUUUCUUCGCCAAUGGAUACAAAGAUGUAGGGGACCGUUGUUGACUACUUAGCUGGUUGUGAGCCAUACGAGCACCCAAUAUCGAAUGCGUAAUCACGGACAUCAAAUGCGGGGUUCAGCAAUCCAGCACCAGAGGCUUCGAGCGUCGAUCGAAUGACGUCACUUUUCCACUUCAUUUCCCAUGCUGAUUUCAAAUUCUCCACAACUGAUUAAACGUUGGCGAGGGGUGGCCCAACGUGGUUUUGAGAGGACACAUCUUGAUUCCGGAUAUGG
Molecule: messenger RNA, 1332 nt
Organism: Cantharellus anzutake
Lineage: Eukaryota; Fungi; Basidiomycota; Agaricomycetes; Cantharellales; Hydnaceae
Product: kinase-like domain-containing protein
Exons: 7
Coding region: 18-1028 (336 amino acids)
Biological process (GO): protein phosphorylation
Molecular function (GO): ATP binding; protein kinase activity
Source: RefSeq, a predicted model, not a curated record